Messenger RNA from Drosophila busckii, 1500 nucleotides. It is a transcript of the gene CAH8, whose product is annotated as carbonic anhydrase 12. Gene Ontology annotation, cellular component: cytoplasm. NCBI's taxonomy places the organism in Eukaryota, Metazoa, Arthropoda, Insecta, Diptera, Drosophilidae. Gene Ontology annotation, molecular function: zinc ion binding; carbonate dehydratase activity. The coding region runs from base 532 to 1431 and encodes 299 amino acids. The transcript is spliced from 4 exons. The record is from RefSeq and is a predicted model, not a curated record.
CAUUGUAGGCGAAUUAAGAAAUGGAGAUCGGGAGCUGAACCAAAAGAAAUUUUGUUGCAAAUGAAAUGGGAAGCUUAAAUUCAUAUAAAACUCAAUAAAAUUAUGAAUAGCCAGCUAAUUUAAAAAAAAUAUAAUGAAAAGGUAAUGUAAAACUCCAAACGCUACUCAAGCAAAAAGUCGUUAUAGCCAAUUUUCAUUCAUAAUUGAAGAAUUUUUAACACUUAAUGCCUGACUGAGAUCCAAAACUGUGUUCAUUCCCUGACUUUAUGGUAAGUUCAAUUGCAUAAGCCCUUUUGGAGACGACUUGAAGUGGUCUCAAAGAUCUGGUCGUCAUGCCGGCGCCCGUCACAGUCAUUGUCUUCGUCUUUGUAUAAAAUGCCUAAGCCAGCCAUAAGCUCGGCUCAGUUUGCAGAGACAGCUACGUGCGGCUCUUUGUCACCAGUGCGUGGAUUCAAAUACGAUUGUACAAUUGUGACUGCAGAUCGGUGGCUUACCAUAUACUUUGUAUCUUUUUAAAACAAUAAGAGAAGAAUGAAUUUUCAAUCAAUUGGCGAGUUCUAUCAGCGUUUGCUAGUGCUGUUGCCAUUUGCUGCGAACUUGUUGCCCGAAGAGCGAGCGCGUCGCUUCAGCUAUGAUGACCCCAAGCUCUGGCCGUACUUCUAUCCGCAGUGCGGAGGCUCCACUCAGUCGCCCAUUGCGCUAAGUGCACUCAAGGCUAUACCAAUUGGCCUAGCGCCUUUGCAAUUCGGACUCUAUGAGGAACCCUUCGACGAGCUACUGAAUAUGCGCAACAAUGGACAUACAGUUGAGUUCAGUGUGCCUACCACGGUGUUCGGUGAGCGUCCCUAUCUAACUGGCGGACUGUUAAGAGAUUUCUAUGAGGCCAUGGCCGUUCAUUUUCAUUGGGGCUCAGCGCUGCGCAAGGGAUCCGAGCAUGCAAUAAACGGACGACGCUAUGAUUUGGAAAUGCAUAUAGUGCAUAGGAAUACAAAGUACGCCAGCGAUGAAGAGGCGCGUAAUCAAACAGAUGGAUUCGCUGUGCUCGCCGUGCUUUUCAAGGUGGUGCGGCACAAUUAUUAUUAUCAGCCAGGAUUACACGAGAUCUUCAGCUCGCUGCUGCAUUUAGGCGACUUCAAUCGCACCUAUACGCCGCCAGCGUUUCUCACGCUGGGCUCACUGCUUGGCAACUUGAAUAGGGACAACUUUUAUGCCUACAAGGGCUCGCUAACCACGCCUCCUUGCUCGCCGGUCGUGUCGUGGCAUGUGUUCUCGGAAGUGCUGCCCAUUUCGGAUUUGGAUCUGCCCAAGUUCUGGCAGCUGCGUGAUCGACGCGGACGUCCGUUGUUGAACAAUUUUCGACCGCUGCAGUCCUCAGAGGCGCGGCAGGUGUUCUUGAGCCAGCGACCUAUAGCGGAUUAUGUAUGGACAUAAGAAGUAUUUAGUUUAAUUCCACACUAGUUUAUUACCGCAGAAUUAGCAAUAUAGUUAAUAUACAGGCAU